Molecule: messenger RNA, 828 nt
Organism: Eruca vesicaria subsp. sativa (arugula)
Lineage: Eukaryota; Viridiplantae; Streptophyta; Magnoliopsida; Brassicales; Brassicaceae
Source: the annotation of a GenBank genome assembly
AUGAAGGUGGUUGAGAUCGUUGAUCGAUAUGACACAGACUGCGUUCCAGAAUCUUCUAGGGGCAACAAGGUCGCCUAUAUACAGGGUCAAGGAGAUAAGAUGUGUAACAGAACAAUAACGGUCACAAAAACUAUGAAGCAUCCUGUCUAUGUAUACUACCAACUUGAGAAUUUUUACCAAAACCAUAGACGGUAUGUGAAAAGUAGGAACGAUGCACAACUACGGAGUCCAAAAGAACGUGAUGUGAAGACUUGUGCACCUGAGGAUAACGUGGGCGGAGAACCAAUUGUUCCAUGUGGUCUUGUUGCUUGGAGUUUGUUCAAUGAUACUUACCAAUUUUCAAGAAAUAGCCAAGAACUUCCUGUGAAUAAGAAAGACAUCUCAUGGAAGAGUGACAGAGACAGCAAGUUUGGGAAAAAUGUCUUCCCUAAAAACUUUCAGACAGGAGCUCCUAUAGGUGGUGGAACUCUUGAUCCCAAGAAACCGUUGAGUGAGCAAGAAGAUCUCAUAGUCUGGAUGCGAACAGCAGCUUUGCCAAUAUUUAGGAAGUUGUAUGGGAAGAUUGAAACGGACCUGCAUGCUGGUGAAACCAUAACGGUUGCGUUGGAGAACAACUACAACACUUAUAGCUUCAAUGGAGAGAAGAAGCUCGUGUUAUCAACCACUAGCUGGCUCGGUGGAAGGAACGACUUUCUCGGAGUAGCGUAUCUCACUGUAGGCAGCAUCUGCUUGUUCUUAGCUGUUACAUUCUCCGUAUUGUAUCUAGUUAAGCCAAGGCAACUUGGAGAUCCCUCGUACCUUUCGUGGAACAGAAGUCCGGGAGGUUGA